Olea europaea var. sylvestris is the source of this 3017-nucleotide messenger RNA. Its product is annotated as phosphoinositide phosphatase SAC1. The transcript has 16 exons. Gene Ontology annotation, cellular component: intracellular membrane-bounded organelle. The coding region runs from base 44 to 2794 and encodes 916 amino acids. NCBI's taxonomy places the organism in Eukaryota, Viridiplantae, Streptophyta, Magnoliopsida, Lamiales, Oleaceae. Gene Ontology annotation, biological process: phosphatidylinositol dephosphorylation. Gene Ontology annotation, molecular function: phosphatidylinositol-3,5-bisphosphate 5-phosphatase activity. The record is from RefSeq and is a predicted model, not a curated record.
ACACAGUUGUACAUAUUCUCAAUUCUGUUCAUCUUCAGUAUCAAUGGCGAAACCCGAGAACUCGAAAUCCAAUUCAGCGAAUCUUCUGCCUAAAUCCGGGUCUAUCUCCUCCAAAAUUCACCCGGCAAACGACCCGGAAACCGUUCCAGAUUUCUAUUCCCUUGAGAAAUUCCGCCUCCAUGAAACGCGCGCGAGGUUUUAUUUGAUUGGGAGUGAUAGGAACAAGAGGCUCUUUCGAGUUUUGAAGAUUGAUAGAAUGGAACCCUCAGAUUUAAACAUCAGUGAAGACCCUGUGGUAUAUCCUCCACAAGAAGUCAAGAGCUUGCUCCAACGGAUUGCUGAGGGCAAUCGAGCUACCGGAGGACUCAAUUUUGUGGCCAAAGUAUAUGGCAUUGUCGGUUGUAUCAAAUUUUUGGAGUCAUAUUAUUUGAUACUGGUCAAGAAGCGGCGGCAAAUUGGAUGUAUAUGUGGUCAUGCAAUAUACAGUAUAGAAGAGAGCCUAAUAAUUACAAUUCCUCAUGUCUCAGUUCAAACUGAUGUUGCUCAUUCCAAAACUGAGCAACGGUACAAGAAGCUUUUAUCCAGUGUUGAUUUGACAAAAGAUUUUUUCUACAGCUAUACAUAUCCGAUAAUGCAAUGUUUACAGAAAAAUGUAUUGUCAACUGGAGAAGAAGGGAUGCCAUAUGAAAACAUGUUUGUUUGGAAUGCUUAUCUAACACAGGCAAUUCGAUCAAGAUGCAAAAACACCAUUUGGACAAUUGCUCUGGUGCAUGGUAAUUUUAAGCAGGUUAGGCUAUCAAUUUUUGGUAGAGAUUUCAGCAUUGCUUUGGUUUCUAGACGCUCUCGCCAUUUUGCUGGCACACGUUAUUUGAAAAGGGGAGUCAAUGAUCAUGGAAGGGUAGCAAAUGAUGUUGAAACGGAGCAAAUUGUCCUUGAUGAAGAAGCUGGGACAUGCAAAGGAAAAAUGAGUUCGGUUGUACAAAUGAGGGGUUCAAUUCCUCUUUUCUGGUCACAGGAAGCUUCAAGAUUUAGUCCUAAACCUGAUAUUAUAUUGCAAAGAUACGAUCCUACAUAUGAAGCAACCAAACUUCAUUUUGAAGACCUGGCAAGGAGAUAUGGCAAUCCAAUCAUUGUUCUUAAUCUGAUAAAGACAGUUGAGAAAAGACCUCGAGAAAUGAUGCUACGUCGUGAGUUUGCCAAUGCAGUCGGGUAUCUAAACCAGAUUCUUUUAGAAGAAAAUCAUCUCAAAUUCAUCCAUUGGGACUUUCACAAGUUUGCAAAGAGCAAGUCUGCCAAUGUUUUGGCUGUUUUGGGUGGCGUUGCAAGUGAAGCACUUGAUUUAACUGGAUUCUAUUACAGUGGAAAGCCUGUAGUUGUUAAAAAAAGACGAACUGUCCACCUUUCUCGAACAAGCACACGUAGGGAUGCAUCUCUUAGAGAUUUAACAGCUAAUUCUGGAGAGCUUUCAAGGGUUGGCAGUGGUGCUGACACUUUAAAUUCGUUGCCCAAGCUAGACAGGGAGUUUGAAAGUGGUCAGCGGAUUGGUAAAGAUAUCAAUGGUAAUUCGGUGCCACUAUUUCAAAGUGGUGUUCUGCGUACCAAUUGCAUCGACUGUUUGGAUCGAACCAAUGUUGCCCAAUAUGCUUAUGGUCUAGCAGCUCUGGGCCGACAACUUCAUGCAAUGGGCCUGACAGAUAAUCCGAAAGUGGAUGUUGAUAGUAGCAUUGCAGGUGCACUUAUGGAUAUGUACCAGAGCAUGGGUGAUGCAUUAGCACAGCAGUACGGUGGUUCAGCAGCUCACAAUACUGUGUUCACGGAGAGGCAGGGAAAGUGGAAAGCUACAACACAUUCUAGGGAAUUUCUGAAGUCCAUAAAGCGAUAUUACAGCAAUGCAUACACGGACGGAGAAAAGCAGGAUGCCAUAAAUUUGUUUUUGGGUUACUUCCAACCUCAGGAAGGAAAACCUGCACUUUGGGAAUUGGAUUCUGAUUAUUAUCUUCAUGUAUCUGGGAUAGGAGAUGACCUUAUCCCCAAGAGUUGCAGUUAUUUGGAUGAGCCAAAGCCUUUAGGAGCAGCAACUCCAUUGGCCCCAAUUCCAGCAUGCCGAGAAGACUUUUCACGCAUGAAAUUGACAUCAUUUGAUGAACUGAUUGAAAGAACUUGCAGUUCAAUCAAGAAUGUACGGCUUUGUAGUGAGUUAGAGCAAAAAUCUGGGAGUUAUGGUGUGGCGCCUGAUGCAGCUGAAAUACAACUUAAGAGCCCAAAUUGGCUUUUUGGCCAGAGGAAAUAUGAAGGUAGUAGCUCUGCACCAAAAUUGGCUCCACAUGAAGUUGCAAAUGGAGGAGUUUGUGACGAGAAGAAAAUUGAUGGCUUAAGUGACCUUAAUUUGUUUUCGCCAGUCGUUGUUAGCAAUGAAGAAGAUAUAUUCAGAAGAUACCUGGCAAUGACAACAGUGGACGAGGCUAAUGGUUGGUAUGGUGGUACAUUGCUUGGUGAUCAAGACGAAAGCAGUGAGAUCUAUCGGCAUUAUGCCGAACUUAUUCAGGGCCCUGCAAUGGAACCCUUCCAAAAUGAUCUCGAGAAAGAACAAUACUACGCUGACCUUCUUGGUGUCAGCACAGUUGACUGCAUGGAUGAUUCUGCGGCCGAGGCAGAGAUGGAAGCUGCUUUCAAGGAGUAUGACCGAAUUGGUUCUGAUCUCGGGAUAUUUCCAAAAUCAUGUAAAGCUCUAGUUGUCGACCCAAGCCAGUUGACGAGAUGGAUAGUUGGCGAAGAUCGUCUAAGCAAUAUAUGAGAGUAAUCCCAUUGUCCAUUCACUCAUUCUUCUCUUUCCCUUCCCCCAUGCAUGCUUAAACUUCUGAAGUCCGCAUUUUGCGUGCAGGGCCAACACUCUCUGAACAAUUCGAACCGUUUAUUCCGUUAGUAUUAUGCUUUUGUUUUCAUUGACUUUUUAUCAUAAAUUGUAUUUUUUUUUUUUUUUCAAUUUGAUGGUUGACCUAUAAAAAAUAAUUUAUUUU